This is a messenger RNA of Lottia gigantea (owl limpet), 885 nucleotides long. RefSeq lists its product as hypothetical. NCBI's taxonomy places the organism in Eukaryota, Metazoa, Mollusca, Gastropoda, Lottiidae. The transcript has 2 exons. The coding region runs from base 1 to 885 and encodes 294 amino acids. The record is from RefSeq and is a predicted model, not a curated record.
AUGACUACAGAUAUGGAGAAGGUGAGACCAAUAACGUCUCCAAUAAAAUACACCCCAAGAACUCCCCGGAACUCAAUGCAACUCCAAGCAGUCAUUCGAAUACCACUAAGUCAUCCAAGAACCAAAUCAGCAUUCCCUCUGCGAAGGUCAACAUUCGUCUCAAAUUCUAAACUACUUCUAACAAGAUCCAACACCACUGUCUCAGAUUCUGGUAGAAGACAAAAUAAAGUCGUAUUAACGUCAAAUCGGCACAAAACAGCUACGCCAAUUCGUCCCUAUCAAAAACAGCAAGAGUGGUGGAAGAUGAUGCAUGUAGACGUUGUUCCUCCAGUUCUUACUGUCCAAACCAUUCUUCCAGAAAUAACAACACAGCCAACCUCUUCGAAACCCCAACAAAAACAAAAUAGCUUCCAUAAGAAGGUUUAUUUUGAAGACACCACAAACAAAAUGUUUGUAGAUAGAUCAAAAAUCCUGUACUUCAAAAACUGUGGAUCGAAACUUGCAGAAAGUACUGAAUCGAUGAAAUUUGCCGAGGAAUCAAAUUAUGCUAAUGACCAACUAUAUCUUACUAUUAAUGAUAAACGCUUUGUACAAACUUCUAAGCGAUCAGUUCUCCAUCCACGAGACAGUUUCUAUCUUCGGACCCCAAUCAUAGAGAAAUACGGACAGAGGGAUACAGGAGCUACUCUCAGUUGUGAAUGUCGGUUGUGUUCUCUUGAGAAAGAGAUGAGGUUGAUGGAGAAAAGUGAAAGAGAUGAUGACAUUGUUAACUCUAUACAUAUACAUCUUACACAGAAUCUGAACAAACCGUGGUCAGAAGAAUCUUCAUUGUGUCCUCCGUCAAGACCAAAUUCUCCUGAACUUGAAGUGCAUCUCAAACCUUGA